This is a messenger RNA of Danaus chrysippus (African queen), 654 nucleotides long. The record is from the annotation of a GenBank genome assembly. Lineage: Eukaryota; Metazoa; Arthropoda; Insecta; Lepidoptera; Nymphalidae.
AUGAUCGAAUUUUUGAACAUGGGUGCGGCUAAUGUCGUAAUACAUCUAAUCGGACUAAAUAAGGCGAUACUUCUAGUCAUAGGGCUCGUCAAUUUGAUAAAAGCCGAUGAUGGUAAAUAUCGACCCGAGGUAAAUGGUGACAGAAGCGGUAAAUACGUCGCUUCAAAUGACGGAAGAUACUACGAUUAUAACAGAUAUAAGAAUUAUUUAGGACAAAACAGAUUUUACUAUCAAAAUGCUUUCCAACCUCAAUAUUAUCAACCAUACCAACAACUUGCUACGCCGUUCGCCACAUUAAAGAAAGACGCAAGCGCGGCUGUCCCCGUUGUCAGUAGCCCUCAACCCGUCGUAGUAACGACAGUACGUCCCGUCUUGUCCACCGCAGCACCGAUUCAUAUAUAUCCAAAAAGUUUUGGAAACGAAGGUUAUGCUAGAAUCUUAGACCAAGACAGCGACUCUGACGAACACAGCUACCAGUACAAAUACAGGACUGAAAAUGGUAUAAAUGCUGGAGAAACUGGAGAAAUAAGCCCAUCUGGAGGUACCAGAGUCAGAGGUUUUUACGAGUAUGUUGGAAACGAUGGUCUUACUUACCGAGUAGACUAUACUGCUGAUGAAAAUGGCUUCCGUCCCUCAGGUGCUCACCUUGUUUGA